AUGACCCAGUUCUACACCAAUAAAACCCGGACCCCAUUGCGCCGGUUCCCGACUUCCCGUCCAACCCACAACCUUCGUCCGCACACGUUUCCCGAUAUAUACACAGACACGGCGAGCCAUUGCGCCAAUAUCCGCCAACGCCACUUCCCCCGCACCUUACCGUCCACGCCACCGUCCUCCCUCCCGGACUCCCCGCAGCGUUGCCCCCUCUUCCAUGGCCAAGCGUCUCUUCCACUCGUGCCGCUCCCCCUCCGUGGCGGACGCCGUGGUCACCUCCACCACUACCCUCCUCGCCACCGACCACCCACCUUUCUUCCCGGGCAGCUGCCCGCGCCGUGUUCCCCGCCGCCGACCACAGCAGCCGCCUCCGGGUGCAUGUGCCGCUGGCUAUGCGGCCGACGACCUCACACCGGCGCGCGGGACGCCUGCGUACCGCUGGCUUAAGAGCUCGCAGUGGCACGUCAUCGAGGCCGCCGGGAUCACCGACGACGACCACACGCCUCGCCUCAAGAUCGACGCGCGGAGCCGGCUGCGGCGCUCUCGCCGCCGCCUGCACCGUCGGGCGGACCCCGUCAGCGGGUCGUCGGGGGACAGCGGAUGGUUCACCAGCGACGAGGACUCGUACGCGAACAGCUGCGGCGUCGGCGUCGGCGGCGGCGAGGCCGAGACGCUGGUGACGUCGACCACCACGGAGUCUUCGUCCGGCGCGAGCGGGAACUGCGGCGGCAGCGGCGAGGUGGACGGCGUAGUGGUGGCCGGGAGCUUCGCGGUGGUGAAGCGCUCCGACGACCCCCGCGCCGACUUCCGCAGGUCCAUGGCCGAGAUGGUGGUGGGGCGCGCCAUCUACGACGCCGACGGCCUCGAGCGCCUCCUGCGGUGCUUCCUGGCGCUCAACCACCAGCGCCACCGCCGCGACAUCGUCGCCGCCUUCGGCGAUGUGUGGGAGGCCGUCUUCUCCAACCCGACGUCGUCGCAGCGCCGCAUUGUCACAUCCGACUCUGCGAUCUGCAAGGCUGCAGCGACCGUGUCAAACCGUCGGUAGAAAACAAACAUGCAUGUGAUACGUAUAGCAACGGACUAGGCCUAUUACUGUACUAGUAGCUGUAUCUAAGAUGUGAUUAUGGAGAGGUAGUAUGAGUACGUGUAGACGGAUGUACAUUAGUACUGUACGAGCAAAUUUCUUUUUUUGGGUUCGUGUCUACGGAGCCUUUCAUUUCUUCCA
Oryza sativa Japonica Group (Japanese rice) is the source of this 1222-nucleotide messenger RNA. RefSeq names its product transcription repressor OFP8. Gene Ontology annotation, biological process: negative regulation of DNA-templated transcription. Lineage: Eukaryota; Viridiplantae; Streptophyta; Magnoliopsida; Poales; Poaceae. The record is from RefSeq and is a predicted model, not a curated record.